Molecule: messenger RNA, 4935 nt
Organism: Mya arenaria
Lineage: Eukaryota; Metazoa; Mollusca; Bivalvia; Myida; Myidae
Product: extracellular serine/threonine protein CG31145-like
Exons: 11
Coding region: 802-2412 (536 amino acids)
Biological process (GO): protein phosphorylation
Cellular component (GO): Golgi apparatus
Molecular function (GO): phosphotransferase activity, alcohol group as acceptor
Source: RefSeq, a predicted model, not a curated record
UUAAGCAAUACAAGUGCUUCUUUAGAAAUAAACCCGACAUUGUAUAAUUUAUUUGCGUUCAAUAAAUUGGAAAUUUCAAACGGAAUACCUUCAUUUGUUAAACAUCAAGUGAAUGGAGGUUAUACUAUAGAAUAUAAAUGAACGGGGUGGUUAUAACUUACUGUGGCUAUAAGUGUUAUUUCGGUGCAGAAAUGAGGCAUAGAGGAAAUUUGAUAUUAGGGUGAUACCCACACAUGUAACAAGAGUGUACGACAUCUGUAGACACGACUCAUAUUGCUUUAAACGUAUUAUUGUGGAUUAUACUUUUUGUUACUUAAUCUAAGAUAUACGCGUAUUUUAAUCUUCACUUCUAUAACGAAUUUAAAGAGCUGAAGAGGAUUAAAAUCAAUUAACUUAAGAUUAUUUUUAUUUUAUUUUUAUUUUCGACUAUUAUAUACAAGUUUUGAGUGACCAGUGUUAAGACAUUUUAAUUUAGAAAUUAAAUUUUAAUUCGACGGGCUGCAUUAAAAUGGGAUGAUUUUCAAGAGAUGAGUUAACCAUUCCAUAAAACAGUGUCUUAAAUCGUGCAAGGGAAUCGUUGUCAUAAAAAAAGUGUUAAUGUGGAUUAAACUCAGAUCAAUACAGAGUUGUUCCAUAAUCCAUCCGGAGUGACCAUUCUAUGACAGUGAACCAAAUUGAUUUCGGAGACAAUUGUCACAUCUGGUGCCUGUUAAAAGAUGUAAAUGAUGUUUGUUCAAGCCAGCUGACGCCUACAGUGGACCUGUAAGCCUGCCGCUGUCGUUGGUCUCCUCCACCGGAAGUAUGUACAAGAAGCUGACGCGUUACGCCAAGGUGAUCACGGCCAUCGCCGUCCCCGUGAUCCUGCUGUUCACGUGCAUAAACGUGCUCGUGCUAUCGAGGUUUGGUGCACAUGAUACUACGUUGAUUCUGCGGGAAAAGGUUUACCACAAGGGAGGUGCGAGCGACGGAACCUCCAGCUCCGAUGCCGUCCGCCAGCCCCCGCUCCCCGUCUUAAGAGAAGGCGGCGACAAAACGGACGACGAGGUAAAGAAGAUUUCUGGAAAUGGGGAGAGGAAAUCCGGAGAUGGAGACCCAGAUGCGUUACGGUACAAGAGAGUAAGGAACCCGGGCCGAGUCGUGAUGCAAGAUGACGGCAUCGACGCGAUGCUUGCCAAGCUGCGAACGCCGAAACUGACGCCAUUCUUCCCUUCCUACUACUCCAACAUCACGUUCAGCAACCUCGUACGGCGGUUGGGAGGCAUGACCCGCAGGAACGCGCCGACGCUCGAAGGCUACGAGGAACUCAAACCAAAGCCAGGUGACCCAGAGCUGCCGAUCUGGAAGAAGGUACACCGGAACAUCCGUCAGUUUUCGCUCUACGAUCCCGACGACCCUAAUCUAGCCGCCCUCAUGCACGACAUGGCCACGCUUCCAAUUAAGGAGACAGACGAGAAUGACGGAGGAACCCAGCUGAAGCUCAACAUCCGGUUCUCAAAUGGAGGUCGUGCUGUCAUGAAGUUCAUGAGGUACCCGCGUGAGAAAGAGGCGAGCGAGAAUCACUACAUAUUUGACGACACUGAGCGGCACGUGGCGGAGAUUGCUGCCUUCCAACUAGACAAGGUCCUAGGUUUCUACCGUGUGCCACCAACAGUUGGCCGCCGGCUAAACAUCACAUCCGAAAUACAGCCCAUCGCCCCGGACUCCCUAUUCAGGACAAUGUUUUGGUCACCAGCCGGAAACAAAUGUUUCUUCGGGAAAUGUGACUAUUACUGCAACAGUGCGCAUGCGUUCUGUGGUAACCCAGAAAUGAUCGAAGCGUCAGUAAUGAGUUACCUUCCCUCUCGGAAUAUCGCACUGCGCAAGUCAUGGUAUCAGCCGUGGCGACGCUCCUACAGCGCCUCACCCUGGAGUUUAUCGCGCAAGUUCCGGAAGGCCUAUUGGGAGCUUCAUGACGAUCUGUGUGAGACUGUGCGCUACGAGGAACCAUUUAACAAUGGGAAGAUUCUCCUGGACAUGAUUGACUCCCACACCUUCGACUUCCUCCAAGGAAACAAGGACCGCCAUAGCUUCUCGACGUUCAAGGAAUGGGGAAACUACUCCUUCCCCAUCAUGUAUGAUAACGGCCGCGGGUUCGGUCGGCAAACGUACGAUGCCAUGUCUAUCCUGGCGCCGCUUCGUCAGUGCUGUCUCAUCCGGAAGUCCACUCUCCUUAAGUACAUCCGGUUGUACGAGGGACCAGAGCGUCUGAGUGAAGUAAUGGAGGAGGCACUCCGGCCGGAUCCUGUCGCCCCCGUGCUCAUUCAGGGUCAUCUAAACGCUUUAGACAGACGCUUGAUCAAGAUCCUCCAAAUUGUUGCUAAAUGUGUCGAGGAAAAGGGUGUUAAAGAAGUUGUUAUUGCGGACAAAUUUUGAUGAAGUUAUGCAGUAUUUUAUGAUUUUCUCUUUAGUACUUAUGUUAAUUGGUUGCCAAAUUGGCUUAUCAGUAUUAAAUUUUCUUCUGCUAGUUGGCAAUUUCAUUUGCUGAUUGCCGAUUCCAUAUACUGAUUUGCAAUUCAGAAUUUAGAUCGCUGAUUGAGAUUGGCAAGUUGCCUAUUUCUUAUGUCUAUUGGCAAUUGGCAAUGAUGAGGGGUUGUUUCAUUUGCUGAUUUUUUUUGCCGGUUCCAAUUUUUUUAUGCUUAUUUGAAAUCCAUAUUUCAAUUGAUAUUGGCAAUUUCAUUAUUUCAAAUGUUGCUUUGCAAUUUUAUAUGCCUAUUGCAAAUUUCAUUUGCUGAAUGGUAAUUGUAAAUGGGCAAUUUUCUGAUCUGAUUUUCAAUUGCAUAUGCCGAUUGAGGUUGACAAUUUGCCAAUUGCAUAUGUUGUUGUUCAUAUUGCCUGUUUCAUAUUGUGAUGCCCAAUUUCUUUUGCCCGCUGUCAGUUUAAUCCUGAAUGCUAAUUCCUAUGCUGGUUGAGAUUGGCAGUUUUUCAAUUUCAUAUUCUGAUUGCCAAUUUCAUCAGCAAAGUUGGCAAUCAGCAUGAAAUUGGCGAUUUUAUAUUUAUUGUUGGUAAUUCAUUUGCUGAUUGGCCCUUGUGACCAGCAAUGGACAACUUAUUUGUGAUAUUACAGCGGUAAUGUUCAGCGCUUAAUGUUUAACUGUCAUUGGGGUUUUAUGGAAUGCCAAAAUAUAUGCAAUUAUCGGCGUUUAAAACAACGAUUUGCUCGAAAACUAUACUUUCAUGCCUAUCGAUGCAUUCGAAUGAUACUCGUACUCUGAAAUCCAUCUGGGCUAAAAAUCCUAAAAGCUACAAUUUAAUACCAACUAGUCAUUUUGAUUGUUAUUUGAAUGUCGCUCUAUACUAUUGUCCAAUCAGGUGACGAGAUAUCUAAUAAAUUAAAGCGCCUAUUUCACGUAGAUUGCCAAGUUUAAGAAAUAAAAUUAAAUGAUGUCGUGUAGUAUUUGCAUCUUGAACAAAUUCUAAAUCGGUUAUAACACGAAGAAAAUGUAAACAUAUAUUCUAAUCCAUAUCUAGAAAUUUUCAGUUAUCAGUGAUGUAUAAUGCUUUUUCAUUGUUACAUUUCAGUGUGCUGUUAGUGUAUUGUGUUAGUACACUACAACUAUAGUUAUGAUCGGUUACUUCCGAACACGUUUUAUCUAAAACACUUUCAGAUAUGAUUCAAAUUUUGCGAAAAAUCAAAUGACCAUUUACAGUAUUAAAGCUAGACCUUGUACGCUACGAUUACUUCGCUUUGUUGUAAAUACAUUUCUGCAUGUCCAAGGGAAAUCACUCCCAGCGUAGGAAUAUUUCUACUUUUACGAAGAAAACGUACACGUACCGUGUUGACGUAUUACACUAAAAUCAACCCACAUGUACACGUACCUUGAUAACGCAUUGCACUAAAAUCAGCCCAGACGCACGUUAACCUUGAUGACGUAUUGUACUAAAUCAACCCACACAUACCUUAAUGAUCUAGUGCUCUAGAAUCAGCCCAGACACACACGUAUCUUGAUGACGUACUGCACUAGAAUCAGCCCAGACGCACACGUACCUUGAUGACGUAGUGCACUAGAAUCAGCCCAGACACACACGUACCUUGAUGACGUAGUGCACUAGAAUCAGCCCAGACACACACGUACAUUGAUGACGUAGUGCACUAGAAUCAGCCCAGACGCACACGUAUCUUGAUGACGUAGUGCACUAGAAUCAGCCCAGACGCACACGUAUCUUGAUGACGUAUUGCAUUAAAAUCAGCCCACAAGCACACGUACCUUGAUGGCGUAUUGCACUUAAAUCAACCCACAUUUACGCGUUAAAACGUAAAACAUUAUCAAUCUAAAUGCAUUUUGUUAUAUAAACAUUAUAAUGAAAUAGUAAGAUGUUGAACAAUAGACACCAAAUGCAUGUUAAAUUAGAGGCAAUACAAUGGCAUAUAUAUACUUUCUUUGAAAUGUUUACGGGGUUGAGAACACUACAUAUAUGUGACAGAUAGUCUAAAAUGCGAAAUAUUUAUUUGUGAGUGUACUUGAAGGGUGACGCAAAUUACUCUCAGAGAUCCUUACCCCUGACUUACCCCUCAGUACAUUUGGAUAUUGCCACGAAGUGGUCAAUUUAUACGUGCCUACGCGCACUUGCUUUAGGAACCGUUAUUUUAUUGAAUGCCAUGACCCUUGGCUAGGUAUUUCAGCGUGUCUAUUUUACAGAUAUCUCGAAGGCUAAGUACUCAAAAAGUAGUCCACGUGUACAUGUACGAUACUCGUUUGUUAUUAGUUUGAGAGACGAAAUAGCGUACGAAUGCAAGAGAGAGUGAAAGAUAAUUUGUCUCAUUUCAUAUAUUUCAUUGUUUCAUUAUCAUAUAUUAAAAGCUGCCAUUGAAGUGCGUGUAAUAUAUAAACAUGUAUGUGCUAAAGUAAUCAUCUAUUUUCAUCUACCAUGCAAAAUGAAAUAAAUUAUUUUAUGAUU